This is a messenger RNA of Cyclopterus lumpus (lumpfish), 2020 nucleotides long. RefSeq names its product gastrula zinc finger protein XlCGF57.1-like. Gene Ontology annotation, biological process: negative regulation of transcription by RNA polymerase II; regulation of immune system process; regulation of cytokine production. The transcript has 3 exons. NCBI's taxonomy places the organism in Eukaryota, Metazoa, Chordata, Actinopteri, Perciformes, Cyclopteridae. The coding region runs from base 320 to 1819 and encodes 499 amino acids. The record is from RefSeq and is a predicted model, not a curated record.
AUCGCCUCAGACUCACGAAGCUAGCAGGAAGUAGCCGGAGACGGAACUCGGCCAUACUGCGCAGUCGCAGUGGCUCUUGAUAGAGACUAAACGAUGUGUUGCAUCGACCCACAACGUGCACGUGGACCUGUCUGAGUGGACUCUGUGUGGUUCCGCUUCAUUGAACACGUCCGGAUCGUCUCCUCGUGUCCUGCGGAGCUCAUGACGUCAGCGCGCCAGCAGGAGGGAGACGGACCCGAACGGAGCCGAGCGACACCGAGCGGGGCCGAGUGAGAGACGCGUUUUUAACGGAGUUGUCUGGAGGAAACGUUUUCUGAAGAUGUCUAAAGUCCAACAGCUGAGAUGUUUAGUCAACCAGCGACUAACUGCGGCUGCGCAAGAGAUCUUUGGUCUGUUUGAAAGAACGAUAGCAGAGUACGAGGAGGAACUUUGUAGUUCCAGAGAGGAGAACGAGCGAUACCGGAAACGACUGGACGCUGGGUUCAACCCGGAAGUCCGGUUACAAAGAGCAGACAUCCAGCAGCUGUUGGUGGUUCAACAAGAGGUUCCCCCUGGGCAGCAGGUCUGGAGCUCCAGUCUGGACCAGGAGUACCCAGAGCCCCCACACAUUAAAGAGGAACAGGAGAACCAGGAGAACCCAGAGCCCCCACAUAAGGAACAGGAGGACCCAGAGCCCUCUCACAUGAAAGAGGAACAGGAGGACCCAGAGCCCCCUCACAUUAAAGAGGACCUGUGGACCAGUCAGGAGGGAGAUCAGCUUCCAGGGCUGGAGCAGGCUGGGUUCACGUUCUCAUUCACUCCUGUAAAGAGUGAAGAUGACGAAGAGGAAGCUCAGUCCUCUCAGCUUCAUCAAAGACAAACUGGACAUAUGGAAACAGAAGCUGAGGGAGAGGAUUGUGGAGGACCAGAACCAGACAGGAACUCAGAUCCAGAUGACUGUGAUGAUUGGAAGGAGACCAGAAAACCUCAAUCAGGUCCAAACUCUUUGAAGAAACACAUGAUAAUCCACACAAGAGGGAACAUGUUCAAUUGCUCAGUUUGUGAUAAAAGCUUUAAGCGCAAGUCAACUCGGAAGUUACACAUGUUAACUCACACAGGAGAGAAACCAUUCAGCUGCUCAGUCUGUAGAGCAUCCUUUGUAAAGAAGGGAGCUUUAAAUAGUCACAUGAUAACUCAUACAGGAGAGAAACCUUUCAAUUGCUCAGUUUGUGAUAAAAGCUUUAAGCGCAAGUCAAAUCUGAAGUUACACACGAUAACUCAUACAGGAGAGAAACCUUUCAGCUGCUCAGUUUGUGAUAAAAGCUUUAAGCGCAAGUCAAAUCUGAAGUUACACAUGAUAACUCACACAGGAGAGAAACCUUUCAAUUGCUCAGUCUGUAAAACAUCUUUUAAAAGGAGUGCUCAUUUAAAUAGUCACAUGUUAACUCACACAGGAGAGAAACCUUUCAGCUGCUCAGUCUGUAGAGCAUCUUUUACACAUAAGGGAACUUUAAACAGACACAUGUUAGCUCACACAGGACAGAAAUGUUUUAGCUGCUCAGAGUGUAAUAAAUCUUUUACACGGAGGGGAGUUUUAAAUAGACACAGGUUGACUCACACAGGAGAGAAACCCUUCAGCUGCUCAGAGUGUAAAACAUCUUUUGCACAUAGGGGAACUUUAAAGGGUCACAUGCUAACUCACACAGGAGAGAAACCUUUCAGCUGCUCAGUCUGUAACAAAUCUUUUACAAGGACAGGUCAUUUAAAUAGACACAUGUUACAUAGCUGCAAACUUGUCGCCCUUUGUGUCAUCCACGUGAAUCGUGUAGAUGCAACCUGAGUUUCUGAGGUCGAGCAGACUGUAUUUCAUCAGUUAUCGGUCCAGUUCCGCAGCUUUUGUGUGAUACAAUUACAGUUACUGUACUUUACUGCUGCGGUGAGGAUCUGCCUUGUUUUGAGUGCUUUCUUCUUAUUCUGUUUCUUCAUUUCUAACUAACACACACACACACACACACACCCCUCACCCCGUUAUUGCUUGAUG